Molecule: messenger RNA, 1242 nt
Organism: Thamnophis elegans (Western terrestrial garter snake)
Lineage: Eukaryota; Metazoa; Chordata; Lepidosauria; Squamata; Natricidae
Product: succinate--CoA ligase [ADP-forming] subunit beta, mitochondrial-like
Exons: 1
Coding region: 31-1242 (403 amino acids)
Biological process (GO): succinyl-CoA metabolic process; tricarboxylic acid cycle
Cellular component (GO): succinate-CoA ligase complex; mitochondrion
Molecular function (GO): metal ion binding; ATP binding; succinate-CoA ligase (ADP-forming) activity
Source: RefSeq, a predicted model, not a curated record
AGGCGCCUGUCCCUCCAUGAAUACCUGAGCAUGCAGCUGCUGAAGGAAGCCGGCGUCUCGGUGCCAAAGGCCCUGGUGGCGAAAACCCCCGAGGAGGCCUUCCUAGCUGCCGAGAAGAUCGGGACGGAGGACCUGGUGGUGAAGGCCCAGGUUUUAGCCGGGGGGCGUGGCAAAGGGACCUUCGAAGGCGGGCUGAAGGGCGGCGUGCAGAUGGUGGGUUCUCCGGAGGAGGCCAAGGAGGUGGCCGCCCGGAUGAUCGGCAAGAAGCUCUUCACCCAGCAGACGGGGGAGAAAGGACGGAUCUGCAACCAGGUUCUCGUCUGCGAACGCCGAUACUUGCGGAAGGAGUACUACUUUGCCAUUGCCAUGGAUGGUGCCUUCCAGGGACCGGUGCUCAUCGGCAGCUCCCAAGGCGGCGUCAGCAUCGAAGAGGUGGCUGCCGAGAAUCCGGAGGCCAUCGUGAAGGAGACGGUGAACAUCACGGAAGGCAUCCGAGAGGAUCAGGCACUACGGCUGGCCCAGAAAAUGGGAUUUCCCACCAAGGUGGCUGGCGCAGCGGCCGAGAACAUUGUCAAGCUGUACCACCUGUUUAUCAAAUAUGACGCUCUCCUGGUGGAGAUCAACCCGCUGGCGGAGGACUCUACGGGGACCGUGAUGUGCGUGGACGCCAAGAUCAACUUCGAUGACAAUUCGGCCUUCCGUCAGCAAAAGGUCUUUGAGCUGCAGGAUUGGACCCAGAUGGACGAGAAGGAGAGGGAGGCAGCCAACGCGAAACUGAACUACAUCGCGUUGGACGGGGACAUUGGUUGUCUGGUGAACGGGGCGGGCUUGGCCAUGGCCACCAUGGACAUCAUUAAGUUUCACGGAGGCGCACCGGCCAACUUCCUGGACGUCGGUGGAGGGGCCACGGCAGAGCAGGUGAAGGAGGCCUUCAAGGUGAUCACAUCCGACAAGCGGGUGCAGUCCAUCCUGGUCAACAUUUUUGGAGGCAUCAUGCACUGCGACAUCAUCGCCAAAGGCAUCAUCCUGGCGGCCACAGAGCUGGAGUUGAAGAUCCCCGUGGUGGUCAGGUUGCAGGGCACCCAAAUGGAUCAGGCGAAGGCCUUGAUAGCCCAGAGCGAGCUGGAGAUCUUGUCCUGUGAUGACCUGGACCAGGCGGCCAAAGUGGCCGUGGGCCUCUCCAAAAUUGUGUCGUUGGCCAAGGAAGCCCAGCUGGAGGUGACCUUCCAGUGGAAGACCUGA